AAAGCGCACAGGAUAGAGCGGGUAAGAACUUAGUCCCGCCACUCUGCAGCCUUAUCCCUGCUCUCUCCGCCCCAGUCUACAGCCAUGGCACUAAGUAUCACCUCCACAUCGUCUCCUCUAAACACCAACCUGCAACACCAUCUUCUCCCAGGCACAGGCAACCCACUCUCUCUAUUCUUUCCCCAAACCCAUUUUCAACUGAAGAGGGGGCCUUCAUAUGCUAUAAAUGCCUCUCUUUCAGCUUCCAAGGAGUGGGUACUCAAGGAAUUCCAUGCGCGAAAGGCUCUAAAGAUCAUAUCAGGGUUGCAAAAUUUUGACGAGGAAAAUGUGGCUGCUGUUGUUACUGCCGCAGAAAAGGGAGGAGCAACGCAUGUCGACAUAGCUUGUGAACCUGACUUGGUGAAGCUUGCAGUCAACAUAACUUCUCUUCCGAUUUGUGUUUCUUCUGUGGAUCCAGAAGCAUUCCUUGCUGCUGUGGAAGCAGGGGCCAAGAUGGUUGAAAUUGGAAAUUAUGACUCCUUUUAUGAAUUUGGAAGAAUAUUUCCUGCAGAAGAGAUAUUGCAGUUGGCAAUAGAAACAAAAAGGAUUCUCCCAUUGAUUACACUUUCUGUCACUGUUCCCCAUACACUCCGCCUUCCUGAUCAGGUAAAGCUAGCAGAGUUAUUGGAAUGUGAAGGUGUUGACAUCAUUCAAACUGAAGGAGGCAAAUAUUCCAAUCCUUCGGAACCAGGUGUUCUGGGUCUGGUCGAAAAGGCUACCCCCACUUUAGCAGCUGCAUAUUCCAUAUCACGAGCUGUCAAAAUUCCUGUUAUAUGUUCAUCUGGAUUGAGUGCAGUUACAGCACCUAUGGCCUUGGCAGCAGGAGCAUCUGGUGUGGGAGUUGGUUCGGCGGUGAACAAGUUGAAUGAUGUGGUUGCCAUGAUUGCAGAGGUCAGAAGCAUAGCAGAUGCCAUUGGGCUGCCGGUGAAAUCUCCAGCUGGAGAUGUUAGAAGUGUUCAUUUCUAGACUUGUAAAUUUCAUAAUCUUGGCCAAGUCUCGUUAAGAUAUACAAUCUUUUUAUAACUUUGAUUGUGCAAGGUGACUACAUGGGCCAAAAUUUCUUGCUCAAAUAUGUCUAAUAAUUGUUCUUCGUUUCCUCUG
Messenger RNA from Amborella trichopoda, 1140 nucleotides. RefSeq lists its product as uncharacterized. The record is from RefSeq and is a predicted model, not a curated record. NCBI's taxonomy places the organism in Eukaryota, Viridiplantae, Streptophyta, Magnoliopsida, Amborellales, Amborellaceae.